Messenger RNA from Fulmarus glacialis (Northern fulmar), 1057 nucleotides. RefSeq names its product dynein, cytoplasmic 2, light intermediate chain 1 (gene DYNC2LI1). Gene Ontology annotation, biological process: intraciliary transport involved in cilium assembly; intraciliary retrograde transport. The record is from RefSeq and is a predicted model, not a curated record. Lineage: Eukaryota; Metazoa; Chordata; Aves; Procellariiformes; Procellariidae. Gene Ontology annotation, molecular function: dynein heavy chain binding. The transcript has 12 exons. The coding region runs from base 101 to 1057 and encodes 318 amino acids. Gene Ontology annotation, cellular component: cytoplasmic dynein complex; ciliary basal body; axoneme.
UGAUACUUUAUGGGAUCUUGCUAUAGCUGAAGUGGAGAACAGAGAAAACCCUGAAGAUGAUGGCAAGCAUGUGGAAAUUUGGGAAAAAUCAAUAUUAUUUAUGGGAAACAAAAAUGGGGGAAAGACCACUAUUAUACUGAGGUGUCUUGAGAGGGACGAAAUUCCAAAGCCAACAUUAGCCUUGGAAUAUACCUUUGGAAGAAGGGCAAGGAGGCACAAUACACCCAAAGAUAUAGCUCAUUUUUGGGAACUAGGUGGUGGAACCUCAUUACUGGAACUGAUUCGAAUACCGAUCACUAGCAACAACAUAAGGUCAUUUGCUGUAGUUCUUGUAUUGGAUCUGUCCAAACCUAACGAACUCUGGACUACUAUGGAGAAACUUCUGCAGGUCACCAGGAACCACGUGAAAAAAAUUUUAACCAAACUAGAAAAGACAAAUCCUGAAGUAGCUACGGAAAUUAAACAGAGGAUGCGGAACAAUCUGCAGAGGGAUCAUCCAGAUUAUGAGUUAGUUGACCCUUUUCCGAUACCCUUGGUGAUAAUUGGAAGCAAAUAUGAUAUUUUUCAUGAGUUUGACUCUGAAAUGAGGAAAAUAAUAAGCAAGACGCUUCGAUUUGUUUCGCAUUAUUAUGGAGCAUCAUUAAUUUUGUUUUCUGAUUCAUUUAGUUUACCUUUUUUGCUGAAAGCACGUGUUCUUAUUAAUCACUUGGCAUUUGGCUAUGAUAAAAGCAAGUCUGUAUCAGUGGAUCACAGCAAACCUCUAUUUAUACCAGCAGGCCUGGAUUCGCUGAGCCAAAUAGGACCACCGCCUGCCUCUGAUAGUGAUAUUGGAAAGAUGCGUGCAAACACACCAUUGGAACUGUGGAAAAAAGUAUUUGAGAAAACAUUUCCUCCCAAGAGUUUCUGCGAUUUACAAGAUACCAAGGACCCUGCACAGGAUUUACAAUACGCUGAGUAUGAAGUUGAUGUCAUGAGAGCUCAGAAAAACCAGGAACUUGAACAAUACAAAAGAAAUGCCUCUAAAUCCUGGAAAGAAAUGGAUUUUGAACCUGAUUGA